Messenger RNA from Theobroma cacao (cacao), 654 nucleotides. Its product is annotated as bet1-like protein At4g14600. The record is from RefSeq and is a predicted model, not a curated record. NCBI's taxonomy places the organism in Eukaryota, Viridiplantae, Streptophyta, Magnoliopsida, Malvales, Malvaceae.
UAUAAGUUAAGCAGGCGUGGAGCUUUUUGACAGAACUCUUCUGUUUCAGUGGAGAGCGAUUCCCUCAGAUGGCAAAUCCUUACAGAUCAAGCCAGGGCCUUAGCGCUAGACCCGUGGCUAAUUCCGAUGAGAUCCAAUUGAGGAUUGAUCCACUUCAUGCUGAUUUAGACGAAGAAAUUUCGGGUCUGCACAAACAAGUUACGCAGCUCAAACACGUUGCUCAAGAGAUAGAAACUGAAGCACGGAUUCAGAAUGACAUUGUCUCUGAUUUGCAAAUGCUAAUGAGCAGAGCUCAGGCAGGAGUAAAAAAUGGCAUGAAGAGGUUGAACAGAACAGUGGCUCAGCAGAGAUCAAAUCAUAUUUUGCAAGUGAUAAUCUUUGGUCUCGCAUGUUUCACCAUAGUCUACUUAUGGUCAAAGCACUUCAAGAGAUGAAAACUGGCUAACUAUUGGCUGUUUACUGCCAAGUAGUGACUCGAGGCUACCUCGUGAUUGUCAAUGCAUACCUAGGUAUUUUGCCACUACCUUGAUGAUUUGCUAAUCGGAGCCUUCAUCGUAGUUGUUACUGUAAUGUUGUUCCCUGACGCGAAGAAUUCUUCUUUAACCUCUUUUUGGGUAUAUGAUCAUUGAAGCUUGUCCACUAGAUUUACUCUCA